Messenger RNA from Neurospora tetraspora, 2537 nucleotides. Its product is annotated as mitochondrial matrix Mmp37-domain-containing protein. NCBI's taxonomy places the organism in Eukaryota, Fungi, Ascomycota, Sordariomycetes, Sordariales, Sordariaceae. Gene Ontology annotation, biological process: cardiolipin biosynthetic process; CDP-diacylglycerol biosynthetic process. Gene Ontology annotation, cellular component: mitochondrion. Gene Ontology annotation, molecular function: phosphatidate cytidylyltransferase activity. The transcript is spliced from 2 exons. Bases 367 to 2040 code for a protein of 557 amino acids. The record is from RefSeq and is a predicted model, not a curated record.
CUAUCACAUCGCGAUGCCCCACCAGAUGACAGCAAAGAGCCCACCGAUGGAGUGGAAAAGCAACCCUGUGGAAGAGUGGAAUGCCGGUAGAAGACCUGGAAGCUGGAGCUGCGACGAGCUUCUUUCCUUUGAUCCAGCGGCCAUUUCCGACCUUCCAUCCUCCAAUCCCAUCACCACAACUUCAUCCCACCACGUCCGCCUCGACUGAGUGCUCCAGCCCGACCCGACCCUUCCACUUCUCCCAGCUUAUGGAUUAUACCCAAAGGUGACCACCUGCAGCUUCCGCUGCCUCUUUACAAAGUUCCAUUCGCAUUCCACCACCACUGUUCCCGUCUAGAGUAUACAUAAAGCUUCCCGUCUGUCGCAAUGGCUAGCAGAGGGGUCCUCCCCCAAAUCCUCACGGGUCGGCUCAACCCGCGCGCGUCAUCCUUGCUCGCUCGCGCCAGCCCUUUCCGCUCCCAACCUGCCUUGCCCCCAAGCUCGCUAUACUACCAGAGACAAACUCCCCUAUUACGGCGCAGAUAUGCCACGGCACGCGACAACAACGAUGCGGCCGAUCAGGCGAAGGACACCAAGGAGGGUGUCGAGCAUGAAGACGCCGCAAACGCCGCCGCGGAUACGGCAUCCAAGGACACAAAGUCCAAGCAGGCCGUGCUAGACGAGGCCUCGAGCUCUUCUGCGUCCUCCAGCACCACGACUCUCAACGACACGAAUGACUGGGAGACGAACGUGAACAUGAACAUCGACUCUUUCAAGCAACUACCCCACGCGAAUUUCGGUGUCAACCAGUUUAUUCCCUUCGAUCCCGAGUUCAGGGAGGUUCUUAAGCAGAUACCUUGGGAAUUCCGGGCCCCAAUUCGCUACGCGUUCGCCUACGGCUCUGGCGUUUUCCCGCAGUCCAAAUCCAGCGGCAGGGUGCCUACCGACGAAGAGCUCCGCAAGAUUCACCCCAAGGCGCCCGAGGCCGUCAAAAGAGCCCAGGAUGGAACCCCCAAGAUGAUCGACUUCAUCUUUGGCGUCACCCAUACGCAACAUUGGCAUUCCCUCAACAUGAAGCAGCACCGUGACCACUACUCAGCAUUGGCGAGUCUGGGUUCGGGUGCGGUUUCAUACGUUCAGGACAAAAUAGGUGCUGGAGUAUACUUCAACCCCUACGUCAUUGUCAAUGGCAUCUUGAUCAAGUACGGUGUUGUACAACUGGAUACGCUAGAGCGGGAUCUCACCCAGUGGGACACCCUUUAUCUUGCUGGACGACUGCACAAGCCUGUCAAGAUUCUCCGUGACGAUCCCAAGAUUCGGUUGGCAAACCAGAUCAACCUCUUGUCUGCUCUUCGGACAGCCCUGUUGUUGCUGCCACCCAAGUUCACCGAAGACGAGCUCUUUGCUACUAUCGCUGGUAUCAGCUAUCUUGGCGACCCUCGCAUGUCUCUUCCCACUGAGAACCCGAGCAAGGUGAAGAACAUUGUCGGCAACAACAUGACCAACUUCCGACGUCUGUAUCUCCCCCUGAUCGAGACACUGCCCAACGUGGAGUACAAUGAUGCCGGUGCCACCGAACGGGAUUGGAUCUGGAACGACAAGAGCCUCAAUCUCGUGCAAGAUAUGGACCCUGUCAAGCGCGGCAACAUGGUUCGCCGGUUGCCCAAGGCUUUCCGGUCGAAGCUCUACUUUGAGUACCAGAAGAAGUUUGCGAUCCCCCAGCUCGAGUUCAACAAGAUGAUGGAGGAAAGUCAAAAUGAGGACGCCGUGUCGUUCAAGCGUCGCCAGGGUGGAGGCUUUGAACAGCGCAUUGCCAGCGACGACCCUGCGGAGCUUCGCAAAGUGGUCCGGAAGGUCAUCAAGCAGACCAUCAGCUGGCCAGCCACCAUGCAGUCUUUGAAGGGCCCUCUUACGGCCGGUUUCAAGCGCACGAUACGUUACCUCUCCGAAAAGAUGGAUAAGUACCAUCAAGGACGUGACGCUGAGAAGGCCAAGACCGCGGCUUCCGACGAGAAGCCUAGCGAAAAGUCGGAGAUCGACAGCAAUUCGGAAAAGAAGUAGAUCCUCUUUAUGACCAAGGUCACUGACCUGUUUGUGGUUUCUGCCAUGUAUCUGGCUUCAUUGGCUGUAUCAGUAUUGUACGUUCCUGGGAAGGGUGAGUUGGGCAUUCUGCUGUGGCCAGGUUACUAAGCUACGACGAUUGAGGGGGGGAUUUGGGAGCAGCGCGUUCUAUUUUUCGGUGUAAAACAUUACAUUAUCACGGCAUGGCGGUAUCAUUUCGCACUGGCGGACCCAAAAUUCCGAAGGGGAGCAAGAAGAUCAAGCAGGCUAGGCGUUUAUGUGGUUUUGGCUUGUGUGUGUCUUCAAGAGACUGUAAAGCGAAAUAAACACCCGUGGGUUGGUUCAAAUGGGGUUGAUGGGCUGCAUAGAUUUAUGCCCACUGCAUCAUCAGCAUGUAGAAGUCAUUCGAUAGAGUCGUGUAUUUGUUUAGAUUCUCACCAUAGGGAGCCAGACUCAUGCUUGGAAACGAUUUUGACUAGGUAGACGCAGAUUGGAUC